This is a messenger RNA of Pipra filicauda (Wire-tailed manakin), 1918 nucleotides long. It is a transcript of the gene SIRT4, whose product is annotated as sirtuin 4. The coding region runs from base 203 to 1162 and encodes 319 amino acids. NCBI's taxonomy places the organism in Eukaryota, Metazoa, Chordata, Aves, Passeriformes, Pipridae. Gene Ontology annotation, molecular function: NAD-dependent protein lysine deacetylase activity; NAD+ binding. The record is from RefSeq and is a predicted model, not a curated record. The transcript has 5 exons.
UUAGUUCGGCUGUUACCCCGCACCUCCCCGUUAUCACAACACAAGAGACCGGGAUGACACGGGAGUCCCUCUGGAUUUCUGGCCUGUAACCGUUUGUAGAAUCCUGUUUAUCUUCUACCUUAACCUUGCCUGAUCUUUUUCUGUGGAGCAUCUUGGCUGUGCUUUAAAAAAACCCUCAAGCCUCAGCUUUCCAUAGCUGAACAUGUUCUCUGCCAGGAAGCUGUCUGGAGUUUUCAGAGCCAUCAGAUUCCAUCAUUUCAGAUCCCAUUCUGUAUCCAGAGCCUCUCCAAACUUGACUUUUGUGCCAGCCUGUCUUCCCCCAGAUCCCGCGGAAGUAGAGGAGCUGCAGCACUUUGUUUCUAACUCCAAGAGGCUGUUUGUAAUGACUGGAGCUGGAAUCUCGACCGAGUCAGGGAUCCCAGAUUACCGCUCCGAAGGUGUCGGGCUCUAUGCCAGGACAGACAGACGGCCUGUCCAGCACGCCGAGUUCGUUCGCAGUGCCAGUGCCCGGCAGCGCUACUGGGCAAGGAACUUUGUGGGCUGGCCCCAGUUCUCCUCCCACCAGCCAAACACAGCACACCUGGUACUGAGGGACUGGGAGAAGCUGGGGAAGCUGCACUGGCUGGUGACCCAGAACGUGGAUGCCCUUCACACCAAGGCCGGGAGCCAGCGCGUGACGGAACUGCACGGCUGCACUCACAGGGUUUUCUGCUUGGCUUGUGGAGAUCGAAUCUUGCGCUCUGAGCUCCAGGAGCACUUUGAGGCUCUGAAUCCUACCUGGAAAGCUGAGGCAUUUGGCGUGGCUCCAGAUGGGGAUGUGUUCCUGACGGAUGAGCAGGUGCGCAGCUUCCAAGUCCCAGCCUGCCGUAAGUGUGGUGGAAUCCUGAAGCCUGACGUGACAUUCUUUGGAGACACGGUGAGCCAGGAAAAAGUGAGUUUUGUGCACCAGCGCCUGGCGGAAUCAGACUCCAUGCUGGUGGCAGGAUCCUCCAUGCAGGUAUACUCUGGUUACAGGUUUGCUCUCGCUGCCCGGGAGAAGAAGCUGCCAAUUGCAGUCCUUAACAUCGGGCCCACAAGGUUAGAUCACUUUGCAUCCUUAAAACUGAAUUCCCGCUGUGGGGAGCUGCUGCCUUUGAUUGUUGCACAGGACCCAACCCGCUGAGCUCCAGUAGCUAUCAGGAGUAAAGUUAUUUCUGCAAGGAAUCAUCAUCUCAGAAAGGGGAAAACCUCCAUCUAGGAGGCAGCUGUGAGAUCCGGUGCACGGGCACUGAGGACACCAGGAGAGGGCAGCAAGCCUCGCACGUGUCGGCCUCGCCAGUUCUCUCCAUUGAAACCAUCGGGAAACAGGAUGAUGAUGAAAAAAAAAACACUUUUCUGCCUUACCUUGCCGUGGUAAACAGUGCCUUUUCAUUCACUGGGACAGGAUAAUCGGACUGCUGUAACUGAGGACAAAAUACCUCAGUUGUCCCCAGAGGAGAAUGAGGGACAGGGAUUUUGACUGAGUAACUUGAGGCUACAGCACAGGAGGGCGAUGUGGGAAACCUGGGCAUCUGCUGGAGGAUCCAACGUCACUAGAAAAAGGAGGCAAGAGGAACUGCAGUUGUCAUUUAAAGAAAAGAUUUAAAAUAGAAGCUGAACAAAAACACUGCUCUUGUAAGAGAUUAUUUGGAAGCACAGAGUACAAGGCUGACAUCUUCCAGCAAGGACGGGAAGUCAGCAUUUCCCUAAACUGUCAGUUAACAAGCUAAACUGCUUCCUAUUUGAACCCUUUAAAAAUUAAAUAUUGUUGAAAUGCCAGAGGAGUUACUUUAAGCUAAUCUGACCAGCACUGCUUUCAGAGGGGCUGCUACAUUUUCCAGAAUGCGUUUUCUGAGUAUGUUAUUUAAUUAAUGAAUAGCUAAGUAGUGAAUUGAAAUUG